This is a messenger RNA of Aedes albopictus (Asian tiger mosquito), 1920 nucleotides long. Its product is annotated as adult-specific cuticular protein ACP-20-like. NCBI's taxonomy places the organism in Eukaryota, Metazoa, Arthropoda, Insecta, Diptera, Culicidae. The record is from RefSeq and is a predicted model, not a curated record. The coding region runs from base 515 to 1006 and encodes 163 amino acids. The transcript has 2 exons. Gene Ontology annotation, cellular component: extracellular matrix.
UCUAAAACCAGUUGAGCCGUGGUAGAUCAACAAAAAAGUCUCAUUAUCUUCCCCUUAAACAAUAAAAACCACCGUGAUCAUUUAUUUUUGCCAAUAUCAUAAGCAUGCAUAUAUUGUAAAUAAAAACAAAUGCUGGGGUGGUGCGGCUGUGGUUGUACCCAGUGAAGCAUGUCCACAGAGUGCAGACGGUGACCGCCUAGUUUGGUACAAAACAACUUCAAAUACGGCCGCUAUAAAUCAAAUGAUUGGAAACCUUUGUGUCGGUUCUAUGAGGUGCAAAUUUAACGGACAUGCUAAUGAGAAAAAAUAUGCACUAAAAGAGUCCUUGACGCGGUUGGUGAAGGGAUCACUUCUUCAAUUUUCCAUCGAAGCAUAGGAAAAUCCCCAUCCGUAAUCGAUAAGGUCGAUGGUUUGAAUUGUUGGUAUAAAACGACAAGUUCGUCGCUGUUUAGGAUAUCAGUUUAGUGUGUUCAGUUCUAGGUAGAACAUCGGCUACAACUUUAAGUGUAACAAAAUGAUCAAGAGUUGUAUGGUGGCUAUUGCCCUGUUGGGCGCUGCUAUGGCUUUCGAAGAACAUGGCUUCGUCAGCGAAGUGAAACAUAUCCCAUACAAGUGGUACGGUGGCGGUAUGCAGGGAGGAAUGAGUGGCGGCGGCAUGGAAAUGGGUGGUGGACUGGAAGGUGGUGAGGACUACUAUUCGUAUCCGAAGUACAAGUACGAAUAUGGAGUCAAGGACAUCCAUACCGGAGAUCACAAGAGCCAGUGGGAGAUGCGCGAUGGAGAUGUCGUCAAGGGAGAAUACACCUUGGAUGAGGCUGAUGGAAGCAAACGUAUCGUUGAGUACUACGCUGAUGGAAAGAAUGGUUUCGAAGCUAAGGUGAAGAACAUCGGCGGAGGAGGUAUGGGAGGUGGAAUGGGCGGUGGAAUGGGAGGAGGUAUGGGAGGAUUCGAAGGUGGCUACCACGGAAUGGGAUACAGUUACAGCAAGCUGAAGAAGUACAACUAAACGCAUUAAGACUGAUCAUCGUAUGGCGGAAAAUGGAUGCUGAAUAAAGUAUUAACAAAGCAUAUAGAAAGGAAUGAAUAGAUAAUUUAAUAUGUUUCCUGUAAUAGUGUAAUCGCUAUCACUUCACAGAUGGUCGAGAAGGACUUACUGUCACAUUCAGUUAUAAUGUGACCCGUGAUCAAAUCUUGUCUGCUUUUUCCUUAUUAGUAUUUCUUUCACAAUUCGUUGUUUUAAACAUAUAGACGUGACGCGACAAUCAAACUGUCUUCUUUCUGAUUCAUUUAUUCGACUAUAAGCCAUCCCAGCUGUUUUAAACUCAUCCCACCCAAUUAUCGCGAUUAAACCCCAUUACUUCACAACAAACGGUAAUCUUCUGUAAAAUCGCUAUUUCACCCCUAACAGCACCGACAUCGUCGUCGACGACGACACCAAAAUUGCACCAAAGCGAUAGAUAAGCAAGUGAAGAUUACUCGGGUUCACCCGUUUUCCGUGGGACCGUUUUCUUAAUUUCUUUCUUGGCACAUUGGACAAGAAACACAGAGAUAGGAAACAGCCUUCCGAGGCCAAGCAGAAGAACUCAGAACCUAUAUACGAUACGCGCACGCGAUCGUGUGUGUCAAGUGACAAUUUUCACAUGACGCGGCAUCUCUGAAUUAGCGGCACUGUUACGCCGCGCGCCGCCAAGUGUAUACCUACGACGAAGCCAAAGAGGGGCGUCAGAUAUGUGAUAACGAAAUUCCGCUGAUUAAAUCACUGUGCCUUUUGUUGUGCAUGCUGGUUGGUGUGGAUUGGGUGCGGGUAGAGGGCGCUCAGGAAAGGGGGCGUCAUAUGGCGUUUUUCUUUCACUUGCUUCUUCUUGUAUGGUAACCGGAGAAGACCGUGGCGGUGAGAGGCAGUUGGGAGAAGAAUAGUCG